This is a messenger RNA of Sus scrofa (pig), 1200 nucleotides long. RefSeq names its product LY6/PLAUR domain containing 5 (gene LYPD5). The record is from RefSeq and is a predicted model, not a curated record. Gene Ontology annotation, cellular component: plasma membrane. Lineage: Eukaryota; Metazoa; Chordata; Mammalia; Artiodactyla; Suidae.
UCAGAGCAGGAGGAGCUGUUCCCGGUGUCUCCACUCAGCUCCACAACCAGGCAAUGGAAGUCCCCAGAGCCACCCUGCUGCGCCUCUUUGGGGCUGUCCUCUGCCUGACAGGUGUCCAGACUUUUGAGUCCAAUGGGUCCCGAGCCCUGCAGUGCUACAGCUUUCAGCACAUCUACUUCGGGCCCUUUGACCUCAGUGGCAUGAAAUUCCUCAGCGUCUCCUGUCCUCAUGGAUGCUCUGAGGCUGUCUCCUCCUUGAGCACAGGGUACCGCGCCUCAGUGACCAUGGUCCAGAAGGGCUGCUGGACAGGCCCGCCUACGGGUCAGAUGCAGUGGAACAACAAGGCGCUGCCACCCGACUACUCGGUGGUGCGCGGCUGCAGGACCGACCUGUGCAACUCAAACCUCCUGACCCACGACUCCCUCCCUAAUCUGAGCCCAGCGCCCAACCCCCAGACGCUCAGCGGCAUCGAGUGCUACGCCUGCGUGGGGAUCCACCCAGAGGACUGCACCCCGGAGAAGUCCCGGCGGGUCCAGUGUCACCAGGACCAAAGUGUCUGCUUUCAGGGCAAUGGCCAAAUGACCGUUGGCAAUUUCUCAGUCCCUGUGUACAUCAGAACCUGCCAACGGCCCUCCUGCACCAUCAUGGGCACCACCAGCCCGUGGACAAACAUCGACCUCCAGGGCUCCUGCUGUGAGGGGCACCUCUGCAACAGGGACUCCGUGACCCAAUCCUUCACCAGUGCCUCGGCCACCGCUGCUCCCCAGGCACCCCACGUCCUGGUCCUGCUCCUCGUGAUCCCCCUACUGGCUGGCACUCUGGGGGGACCCCUGGGGCUCUCCUCAUAGACAGGCCCUCCAGCCUCUUCCUGAGCAGAUGCUGGGGGGCAGGGCACACCCAUCCCUUCUCACUGCUUCUGUCCCCAGAAUGCGGAAAAUAAGAGUCGUACAACUGUCUCUCUCUCUCUCCCCCUCCUCCCUCUGUCGCCCUCCCUCCCUCCUGCUUCUCUACUAAUGCCUAGCCCCUAUUGGUCAUCAGGCCUGGAAGAAACUGGAUAAGGCCCCCAGCAUCCCGGGGUGGGGAGAAACAGCCACAUCCCACCCUGCACACAGAGCAAACCCAGUGACAGUUCCUGUGGUGGCUCAGCGGUAAUGAACCCGAUGUAUCCAUGAGGUGCGGGUUCAAUCCCUGGCCUCACUC